AUGGACUACGAGAUGCUGCUCAGAGGAUUACGAGCCUGCGCUGAACGUGCCUCGGAGCCGCGCACGACAAACUUGGAUCGGAUUUCGAAGACCACCAAGGAAGUGUUGGGAAGAAGAAGGGCCUUGAGGCUUGAUCCGAAUGCAUCGCACAUUGAGCGGGAUCUCCGCGAAUAUAAUAUUCCGCUAGCAACCUUGCUGAGCGAAGACGGGACUCGCAUGUCUUCUCGUCGUGAGAUGGAAAUCAUUACGGAGAGGUUCUACUCGAACCCUUUCCGUUCAUCAACUCCUAUGUCAAGCCCGAUCAUCCCCACUGGCUAA
Necator americanus (New World hookworm) is the source of this 318-nucleotide messenger RNA. RefSeq lists its product as uncharacterized. NCBI's taxonomy places the organism in Eukaryota, Metazoa, Nematoda, Chromadorea, Rhabditida, Ancylostomatidae. The record is from RefSeq and is a predicted model, not a curated record. The coding region runs from base 1 to 318 and encodes 105 amino acids. The transcript is spliced from 2 exons.